GUUGUCAAGUUUUGCAUUCGAAAACGUCAAUCAUGGCAAUAGCAAACUUCACGUAAAAACACAGAUAAAAGUUACGUUUUUACUACUGGCAAAUUUUUCUAUCUCGCAAAAGUAAGAUGUCUGUGGAUGAGCUGAAUGGCUCCGAGCUUGGUACCAAAGAAUAUUGGGACAACAGCUACGACCGUGAAAUUAAAAACUACAAAAAUUAUGGAGAUGUUGGUGAAAUUUGGUUUGAUGAGGACUCCCAGAUUCGCGUCAUAAACUGGAUAAUGAAGCAGGAUAAUUUAUCAACAGAUAUAAAGAUAAUUGACAUGGGAUGUGGCAAUGGCAUGCUUCUAAUUGAAUUGGCACGCGAGGGAUAUACCGACUUGCUUGGCGUAGAUUACUCUCCCAAUGCUAUUGAGUUGGCCAAACAAAUUGCCAAAGAUCAAGAAUUGAUCAUUCGUUACGAGGUUGCUGAUCUGCUAAAUAACGAACUUUUUCUGCAACAAAUUGACACUCCUUUCGGCAUUGUGCAUGACAAAGGUACUUAUGACGCUAUCAGCUUAUGCCCGAAAAAUCCAAAGGAAAAACGAGAGGCUUAUAUUCGUACAGUUCAUAGUAUUAUGGAUGAAAAAAGUGUUUUUAUUAUAACAUCGUGUAAUUGGACUGAAGAUGAACUCAUAAUUAGUUUUGUUGAUAAAUUUCUCAAGAAAUGUACAAUUCCCACACCCUCGUUUAAAUUUGGAGGCAAAGUUGGAAGUGUAGUCAGCUCCAUAGUUUUUACUAAGAAAAUAAGCUAAUAAAACUUGUCUGAAAUAAAAUUUGUUAAUUAAGAACAUCUGAUGCAGAUACAUAAAUACUGUCCAUGGAAUCACGUUUUCUUGCGUUAAUAUACAUAUAUUCCAUGGAUAAAUCUUUGGCAUAAGUUCAGAAUAAGGCCCGUUAAGCUGGAACAAGACAAAAAAAAGAGGGCGUGGUCCGCCCUUUUUUCUAAUUUACAUGGUAUACAAAUUUUUAUGGCAAACAUAUUUUCGGGGUAAUGGUGGGGCGAAGGGGGAAUUUUCGAAAAUUUAAAAUGACCAUUAUUUUGAAAAAUUCCUGACCGAAUUUGAAAAAAUGGGUAUCGUUGGUAAAAAUUUUACCAGCAGGAGAGCCCAAAAAAUGAGAGCGUGAGAACGAGAGAGAGCUGCUAGUUCCUGCCUUGAUAAAAAAAAAGAAGGUAGUUUCCAUAAACAACUUGACGGAUACUUAGAUCUUUGAAGCUUCAUAAUAACCCUGUUCGCGUACGCACUAUCCAGUAAAAUCCAGUACUAAUUUUACUGGUUUUUACUGGAUGUCGUUUUCGUACGUAAAACUUGCAGCAAGGCGAAUUAAUAUAAGGUGAUAGAUCCCCCACAUAUGAAGGCACAAAGUGACGGGUCAGUGCAUCAAGAGCAACGCCACGUGUUGUAGAGAAAUCUUUCGUACCGCACACGGCAGCAAUUCUUUGAAGUUUUGCAAGCAGACUUCUCACGCUCUUGAUUGAGAAUCUGCUCCACCAUACCACUGUUCCUCGUCAGAUUUCCACUAUAAUUUUGUAUCCAGUGUUACUUAUAGAUACUUCACUUCCGGAGAAUUCUGAAUUGUGACUCCUUUCAUUGUAAGCGCAAUGAGACCAUUCAACCUUCUCCGAAUCCUGGUUUCGGACUAUGCUUUAAUGACGAAAUAACUAACAUUACAUCUUCUUCGGACUAUUUAACAAA
Molecule: messenger RNA, 1724 nt
Organism: Rhagoletis pomonella (apple maggot)
Lineage: Eukaryota; Metazoa; Arthropoda; Insecta; Diptera; Tephritidae
Product: EEF1A lysine methyltransferase 2-like
Exons: 2
Coding region: 117-782 (221 amino acids)
Biological process (GO): peptidyl-lysine dimethylation; peptidyl-lysine monomethylation
Cellular component (GO): cytoplasm
Molecular function (GO): protein-lysine N-methyltransferase activity
Source: RefSeq, a predicted model, not a curated record